Molecule: messenger RNA, 901 nt
Organism: Calliphora vicina (urban bluebottle blowfly)
Lineage: Eukaryota; Metazoa; Arthropoda; Insecta; Diptera; Calliphoridae
Product: trypsin eta-like
Exons: 1
Coding region: 38-805 (255 amino acids)
Biological process (GO): proteolysis
Molecular function (GO): serine-type endopeptidase activity
Source: RefSeq, a predicted model, not a curated record
CUGGUUAUUGGUAGACCUCCUAAUUUAGUUGAAAACUAUGAAAGGUCUUAUUUAUAUAACAGCUAUUAUAUUGGCUUUCAAUUUCAUUGAAAACGAAGCUGGGAAAUUACGGACUGUGGGAGAUUUUAAGGCCUCUCACAUCACACAGUUCCCUUUUGAAGUUUCAAUACGUAAACGGUUUUGUGAUGCCUGUGCUUAUGAGCACUAUUGCAGUGGUACCAUUUACUCCAAUAAUGUCAUUAUCACUGCUGCUUCCUGUGUGAGAAAUGCUACGACGGUACAUAAUUUUCAAGUAAUCGCUGGUACCUCGAAACGUACUACAUCUGCUAAAGAUGGCCAGGUUUAUUUGGUGGAGAAAAUUACAGAACACAAACAAAAUUCUAUUGAUAUUGCCCUUUUGCAUUUAACUUUGGAUAUAAAAUUUAAUGGUGUCACGAUAGCCCCUGUUAAAUUGGCCACUGAAGUUCCUAGAGUUGGCAAAAAGGCUAUUGUAGCUGGUUGGGGUCAAUUAAAUGAAAAUGAGGUGAAUUUCGAAGAAGACAUUAAAGCUGUCCAGGUACCUAUAAUUGAUUUAAGCUUAUGCAAGGAGACAUAUUUCUGGACUGAUGUCAAGGACACUGAAAUCUGCGCUGGUUAUUUGAAUGGUGGUGUGGAUGCUUGUCAAGGUGAUGCCGGUGGUCCUUUGUUGGUUGACAAUGAAAUGGUGGGCAUUGUUUCGUGGGGUUAUGGUUGUGCCCGUCCCAAUAAUCCUGGAGUUUAUACAAAUGUUGUGGCUUUGAGAAAUUGGAUUCAACAAAAUGCUUAAAUUAUAAAAGUGUUAAUUAUUUGCUAAAAUAACUGUCUCAAAAUAUGUUUAUUGUUUAUUCGAUAUUAAUCAUAAUAUUUAUUUAAUAAACAUAAA